GGCCGUAGCUUUCAAAUUUAAUUGUAAGUCGCUCUGGAUAAGAGCGUCUGCUAAAUUACUUAAAUGUAAAUGUAAUUGUCACUUGAAAAUAAUUUGUUGGUUGCCCCAAAACAAAUCUCAGGAGCUGGUACCGGAUCCAAAGCAGCUGUUAGAGUUUUAACCUCUUAAAAACUCUGUAAUAAGAUGUCAAUACCCUCCCCAGGCCGCUGUGGCUGUCUCCUCGUCAGGUGAUGGUGGUACCUGUAGGACCCACAUUGGAUGACUAUGCUCAGAAGAUCCGUGAUGAUUUCCACCGUGGAGGUCUGAUGACAGACGUAGACUGUGAUGCCAGCUGCACCCUGAACAAGAAGAUACGCAACGCACAGCUGGCACAGUACAACUUCAUCCUGGUUGUGGGAGAGAAGGAGAAGACCAGCGAGACGGUGAACGUGCGCACGCGUGACAACAAGGUGCACGGAGAGCGCAGCGUCAAUGAGUGUAUGGAGCGUCUCAAACAGCUGAAGGCCUCACUGCAGCACGCAACGCGGAGGAGGAAUUCUGAUACCGCUGACGGGUCCUUCAGUGAACCGCAUCUCGGAGGAUUUCAACUUCACUGGUUCAACUUCAAACACAAA
Molecule: messenger RNA, 614 nt
Organism: Oncorhynchus nerka (sockeye salmon)
Lineage: Eukaryota; Metazoa; Chordata; Actinopteri; Salmoniformes; Salmonidae
Product: threonine--tRNA ligase 1, cytoplasmic-like
Exons: 2
Biological process (GO): threonyl-tRNA aminoacylation
Molecular function (GO): threonine-tRNA ligase activity
Source: RefSeq, a predicted model, not a curated record